AGACAGAGGAGAGACGUAGGAGAAAAAAUGGUAGAGAGGCAGGUGAGAGAAAGGAGAGAGAUUGGAGAGGGCUAUGAGAGAGACUGGAGAGAGAGAAGUGAGAGACCGGAGAAGAGACAUGAAAGAGAGACAGGUGAAAGACAGAGCAAGAGCUGGGAGAGAGAUGGGAAAGAGACUGGAGAGAGAUGGGAGAAAGACAGGAGUGAGACAGGUGACGCGCAUGCGCACUCGCGAAGAAGUGCUGCCAGCUGCCACGCUGUUGCUACGCAACCGGGUAAUCAGAGUAACCAGGGACACCAGCUCUGCUUCAGGACAAUGCUGAAGGGCCGCAGGUCCAGAGCAGACAGAAGGAUGCAGGCCAUGAUGGCUGGAGCGCUUCAGGAUCACAUCAUCCGGAGUGUUACACACCUUCAGCGCCCCAACCUUCCCUCACCUUCCACACGCCACACACACUCUCACACACACCAUGUUGAUGAUGAGCGGGAGUUUGUGCUGGACUCACCUCAGCCUCCACUCACAUUCGCUCAGAAGCUGGGUUUAGUAGCCGCUCCCAGCAGCAGAAGGCUGACUAUAGACGAGUGGACGGAGGUGAAAUCUCGCUCCCUGCUGAACGGAGACUCCACUCAGCCGUGCAUCAUCUGCACCGAGGAGUUCCGCCUCCAGCCGCAGGUUCUGCUCUCCUGUUCUCACAUCUUUCACAGAGCGUGCUUGAGGAAGUUUGAGCACUUUUCGGGCAGGAAGUGUUGUCCGCUGUGCAGGACGGAGCAGUACGAGACUCGAGCGAUACAUGACGGAGCGAGACUCUACAGAGAGAAGUGCGUUCUCAGGAUUCAGGCCUGGUGGCGAGGCUGCGUUGCACGACAGUGGUACAGAGACGUGAGGAAAGUCGUGCCACCCAGUGACCCGCGAUUACGACGCAGAUUCUUCGAGGAGAAGUUUCAGCAGCUGAACACGAGCCUGGUGCAGUCAUGCCACAGCGACGUCGACUCGUUCCUGCGUGAAAUAGACCAGAGCGUCGCCCAGAGCCGAGACGUCUUCCACCUCUUCGACCGUCUACAGACCAGCAGCACCAGAGGAAUGGAGGAGGAGGAGUGGAGGAAGGCUCAGGAGAAGGCGGCCCAGCGGGACACUUACGACUGUCCGAUCUGUCUGACUCCUCUGAGAAGCGCGCACUCGUCCACUCCAGUCGUCCUGCUUUCCUGCUCCCAUCUGUUCCAUCAGUCCUGCCUGAGAGCAUCAGAGCACUUCUGCCAGGAGGGCGGCGCCACCUGCCCACUCUGCCGUCGUCACUAUGUCUCUGUGCCCGUUUACGACUUUGCCCAUUACCAUACCAUGUAAAGUAUGGCACUGAGCGUUAGCUAGUUAGUAUGCGGACAUUCA
Messenger RNA from Ictalurus furcatus (blue catfish), 1380 nucleotides. RefSeq names its product ring finger protein 32 (gene rnf32). The transcript is spliced from 9 exons. The coding region runs from base 28 to 1338 and encodes 436 amino acids. NCBI's taxonomy places the organism in Eukaryota, Metazoa, Chordata, Actinopteri, Siluriformes, Ictaluridae. Gene Ontology annotation, molecular function: protein binding. The record is from RefSeq and is a predicted model, not a curated record.